UUGCGCGGAGGCGCCGGGAGGGCUCCCUUUCCGCAUCCAGCCAGCCCCGUGCCUCCUGCGCUGCCGGGGCCGAGCGGAGCAGAUCUCUUCUGAAGAUGUAUUGGCAAAAAGUUUUGACAGUGUUUCUGCACUUGGACUUUCUUCAAAUGGCAGUUGCUCAUUGUUUAGUACAUCAUAUUCCUCCCUGGAGCUUUAUGUUACCUUGCAUGUCACCAAAUGAGACCUCUAUCAUACCAGUGCCUUCUGGAGUUGUAGAGACCAACUCCUGUUUGAAUGGGGGCUGUGGAAUGGCUGAUACCAACCCCAUGGUGGGGGUGACCGACCAGAGUUUUCUUUGCUGCCUUUGGAAUGAUAUAAACAUAAAUUGUUCUUUGUACAAACCAAGCACGGAAACAAAGAGUUUUAUUUCUACAGAAAUAAGUGUCUUAGCUUCUCUUCACACAGAUUUGAGCUGGAACACUGAAUGUUGGACUAAAGGAGAUCUGGAACAGCUAGUCUGUAUCUUGAAAUUGUCUAAGUCGCACGUGAAUGGAGAUUUGAAGGUUCAUCUUUUAUAUGCUCUAUCCGAUUUGUUAUUGGAGGACAUACCUACAAGUUCUCUAAAAGGCAAUUACAUGGUUAGUCACUGUGCCUGCAAGGAACAUGACAAGUAUGAAUGUCACGUACCUUCACUGAAACUCAGCUACACUUAUAUCUUAUGGUUAAAGAUCACAAAUGGUGCAACGACUCUUCAGUCACCUUUACUGUUGGUCACACCCAUAAAUAUCGUAAAGCCUGAGCCUCCUUUGAACCUGCAGCUAGAAAUGACAGACAAAUGGCAAGUAAAGAUCUAUUGGUCCAGCCCAGUACUUCCAUCAUAUGCCCUUCAGUAUGAAGUGAAAUUUUCUGUGAAUUCUACUCAAAAUACUUGGCAGGUGGUUAAGACUGUCUUAGAAAAUUCCCUGACUAUAGAUGAUACACUGCUUGGUUCUUCAUAUUUAGUUCAAGUACGGUGCAAGCGUCUUCAUGGUCUGGGAUUCUGGAGUGAGUGGAGCACAUCAUACAGUUUAAACACAGAAGAAGUCAUGUACUUUCCUCGUAAGAUACUGACAAGUGUUGGUUCUAAUGUUUCGUUUCACUGCAUCUAUAUUAACAAAAAUCAGAUUGUUUUGUCCAAGAAGAUUGUUUGGUGGCUAAAUUUAGCAGAAGAAAUCCCAGAAAGUCAGUACACACUUGUGAAUGAUCACAUAAGCAAAGUUACACUUUUCAACUUGAAUGCAAUAAAACCUAGAGGAACAUUCUUCUAUAAUGCGUUGUACUGUUGUCAUCAAAGUCGGGAAUGUCAUCACAGAUAUGCUGAAUUAUAUGUAGUAGAUGUCAAUAUCAAUAUCACAUGUGAAACUGAUGGGUACUUGACUAAAAUGACUUGCAGAUGGUCCGCAAACACAAUCAUGUUGCUUAUGGGGAGUUCUUUGCAGCUAAGAUACUACAGGAGCAGUAUCUACUGUUCUGACUUUCAAAGUGAACCUCCAAAGUCAGAGGUAAAAGAGUGCCAUUUACAGGGGAAUCAUUCCUAUGAAUGCACAUUUCAGCCUAUCUUCCUUUUAUCGGGAUAUACCAUGUGGAUAGAGAUAAAACACCUGUUGGGAACACUUCAGUCUCCACCAACAUGUGUCAUUCCAGCAGAUGUAGUGAAGCCAUUUCCUCCUUCCAGUGUAAAAGCAGAAAUUACCAAGAAUGUUGGGCUCCUGAAUGUGAGCUGGACAAACCCAGCAUUUGCAACCAUUGAGCUUAAGUUUCAAAUUCAGUAUGCUGUGAAGAGGAAAGAAAUAACUUGGGAGACAUAUGAGGUUUCUAAAGCACCAACAAAAUCAGUCCUGAUAAAGGUGCCAGAUCUUUGCGUUGUCUACAUUGUUCAGGUGCGUUGCAUAGGAGUCGAUGGAGUAGGCUACUGGAGUGACUGGAGCAAAUCCGCUUUUACGGUGGUAAAAGAUGUCAAAGCUCCCCUGAAAGGUCCAGAAUUUUGGAGAAUUAUUACUGAAGAUCCCAUAAAGAAGCAGAAAAACAUAACUUUAUUUUGGAAGCCCUUGAUAAAGAAUUACUCAUUAUGCAGUGUGAGCAGAUAUAUGAUAGAGCACCGCACUUCAGAAAAUAUGACUUGGUCAGAAUAUGUAGACAGUGGCACUACAUACACGUUUCCAUGGACCGAACAGGCACACACUAUUACAAUUCUAGCCAUCAACUCAGUUGGAGCAUCCUUAGUGAAUUUUUAUUUACCUCUGUCACAGCAAAUGAGCACAGUGAAUAUGGUUCAAUCACUUGCAGCCUAUCCAGUAAACAGCAGUUGUGUAAUUUUGACAUGGACGCUUUCACCUCCAACUUACAUGAUAAAAUCUUUUGUUAUUGAAUGGAAAAACCUCAAUGAAGAAGAGGGAAUGAAAUGGAUGCAUCUUCCUCCAAAUAUUAGCAAAUGCUAUAUUUAUGAUCACUUUAUACUUAUUCAGAAGUACCAAUUCAGUCUGUACCCUAUCUUUCCUGAAGGAGUAGGCAAACCUAAAACAACAGAUCAAUUCAUCAAAGAUGAGAAUGAAAAACAGAACAAUGUGGGGCUCUAUAUGAUUCUACCAAUAGUUAUUUUAUCCUCGGUUUUAUUGCUUGGCAUGCUGCUGAUUUCGCACCAAAGAAUGAAGAAAUUGUUUUGGGAGGAUGUUCCAAACCCCAAGAACUGUUCCUGGGCACAAGGAGUGAAUUUUCAGAAGCCUGAAACUUUUGAGCACCUUUUUAUCAAGCAUCCCGGAGCAGUGUCAUUUGGGCCUCUUCUACUGGAACCAGAAAUAGUAUUGGAAGACAUCAGUGUUGCUAAAGCUCUGAAAAAUGAAGACAAGCAAGAUUUUUUCGCAGUCAAUUCAGUGUUCACAAAGAUUCAAGACUCAGAGCAUGACUCUGCUUGUUCUAGCAGCCAUUUCAAUAGUAACAGUUUAUCUGGGGAGUCUCAUGAUGGCCAAGUCAAGGAAGGAGAUACGAGGCAGUCCAACAUCAAAUAUGCUACAAUUAUCAGUAACUCCAAAUCAAAUGGGCUUUAUGAACAGCAAAAUAAUCUAAGUAGUUCUUUUGUUGGAUGCUUCCCAGGUGAAGAUUCCUUAGUUACUGCCCCUUUUUCUAGUAGUUCUUGGGAGGUGGGAAACGAUGUGUUACUCGUAUUACCUGACCAACAUCCAUGCCAACCCAGCAAAACUCUCUCCCUUUCCCGUGUUUCUUCGGAGGGCUUUUCAGAACCUUCAAACCAGGAUGACACCUUUCCUGAUGGAGACAGCCCUGAGAGGAGCCUUUAUUACUUGGGGUUAACGUCCAUCAAAAAAAAAGGAAAUGACAUUUUUUUAACAGAGAAUUCCAGAGUAAUGCCUAAACUGGACACGCAUGAUGUAUUCAAAGACCUGGGUUUUUUUCAGGAUAGUUCUUCUAAUUUAAAUCCCUUUAUCAAAAAUAACCUUAAAUAUGAAACUUCUGUUAAAACUUUCAUACCAUACAUGCCACAGUUUCAGUCAACCUCAGUGAAACUGCAAGAGAUGACAGAGAACAAAACUUAAGUUGUAACACCAAAGGGUAGAUUUCUAGCAGAUUGAUAUUGUUAACAUUUUUUAAGUAUCAAUAACUUCCCCUUCACCUUCAGGAAUACACUUAAAAUUACUGGCUAUGUGUUGCUCACACUUUUAAAAUUGUGUGCCUGAUUCCACAACUGAGUUCCCUAAAUCAUAAAGAGAAAAUCCAUUUGUUGGCUUAAUUUUCACACCCAGACACCUACAUCCAAUUAGGAUUUUAACUUCCACAUUUGGUUGCAUUCACAGUAGCAUUUGAUGCCAAGUUGGCCAUUGCUGGUGCUAGCUGUUCCUGCUUUUCUGAGCGCCCAAGUGAAGAAUUGGAUGUCCUGUUGCAGACAUUCAAAUAUGAAGACUGGAUUGGUUCCUGUUGUAAGUUCCUGUUGUAAGGCUAUCAGAGGUGGUAUUUGAUUUAAUUUGAUUUAAAACAGUCUUUGUUACAGCUCUGUCCAUAGACCAUAUCCUGGCCUAUGGCCCAUUUCUGGAUCCAGGGUCCUUGGCAGACUUAGAAGUCUCCUGAAUCAAAAGUGAUUGUGGGGAACUUACCUGCGCACCAGACCUCCCUCCUUCAUGGAAACUAUUGCAGUGGUGGAACUGGAAGCUGCUGCUGAGGUGACAAUGCUUGCCUAACAUCCAGGGGUUAACGUUGCUGGUUAUCACUUAGCAUUCACAACAGAAGGUCCCAAAAUGGAACUGAUAAGCAGAGGGCUGGACAAGGCCUCAUCUGGCAGAGAAGCUCCCAAUCUCAACAGCGAUCAGAGAAAGGCAAAGCCCAACAAAAUAUUUUAAACACGUUUAACGAGCUCUUUGGAGAAGGUAGUGGGGUUUUUUUAUCCCCUCCCCCUCCCAAUUUGCAUAAGAUGGAGCAACCUGGGAUGUUCUUGUUGCCCUGGGGCUGGAGUAGCCUAUGCAUCCCCAGCUGCAGUGGGAGAUAUGACCAGGAUGCAUAUACUCAGUGUGACCUACCUGUUCCCUUUUCCAGACAUGUGGAUUAGAUCCAUUCAUAUUGUGGAUUGGCCCCAGUUCUACACCCGCAUGGUCUGUUUCAGAUCAGAGCUGUGCAGCACGGGGACAAAUUUUUGGGGAGUUGUGAAUGUGCCUUCUCCAUAUUCACAGACACCUGCUUGUGGCAUGUGUGUACCUAUAUUACAUACAGAGACCCAUGCAGAAGUUGUUCACCAUUUAAGAGCAAAAUGUUAAAAAUAUAUUAUACUAUAUGAACAACAUAGGAAGAGCAUGCCCUCAUCUCAGUCUGGAGUGCUGAGAGCUCCCUCUCCAGUUUAAAUGUGAUGUAACCAUUGAUAUAUAGAGAACCCUGAAUCCAUUAAUGGUAUUUUCUAGUGUUGGGCCAGGUAGUGUGCAAAAUCCCAACAUAUUCAUGAUGGGUGAUAAUGUAUAUAAGCCAGUUGUUUAGAUGGCAUCUGUAGUAAAGGGUGUAUGUAAGAAGGCAGGCAGUGCUGCAUCAUUAGUUGGUUUAAAACUUAAAAUACUUGCACUUAAUUUAAAUCAUGGAAAAGAAAAGGAUUACCAAUAUAACAUCUAGCAAUGCAAACUGUUACAGGAAAACAUCUGUGCGCUAAAUAGUACAUCAGUAUACAAGUUUUUCCCCAAAUAGGAAGAGGUAUCAGUAGCUGAAGGUAUACAUUAAUGCAUUAAAAUAAAGGGAGUCAUACUUUUUGGGUUCACAACAUCCCCAUUUGUAGUGUUCUUCCAUGUAAACAAAUGUAUCUGGAACUAAAAUGGGCACAUUUUGGAGACCCCUUUGGAAUUGAGGUUCUUCACCUUUAUUGGUGAAGUUACCAGUAAAAAAACUAUUUCAUGAAACGCCUUUAUGGAAAAAGGAAGAAAGGCACAGUCUUACAUCACUGGAAAUGACUAGUAGCCUUAGCCCAGAUGUCAAUCCUGGCUGAGCUGAUUCCUCCAAGUAAGCUUGAGGAAGUCACUUCAUCUCCUGCCUUACUUCAGCCAGUGGACAGGGUGGAUAGGAAGUAGGAUUUCUGAGAAAACCAGGUGCAUCUCAGUUGAAUUUUUUUGGAUAAACAGAUUGCAAAGCAAAAUAAAAAUCCAAGCUCAUUUUUCAACCAAAUACAUUUUUUCUACUCUAUCAUUGGUAAAUAUUUUUAUAUUCAAUAUGUAAUAAUGAACUAUUUUGAACUACUUCUAAAUAGUAUAUAUGAGCAUUAUGUUUACAUAUUAUAUAUUGUUUCAAAACUUAAUCCAAACAAAAGCACCAUAAAUGAGUUUAAAAGCAGCACCACCAAAAAACCGUUGAGCUGUGUAGAAACACGGUAUUUAAAUAUUAGCAUUAGGAAAUAGUAGACAAUGAAAAGGAUUUGAGCAAAUGUAAACCUACAUCUUAAUUUUAAGACCUACAUUAAAAAAAAAUUGGAUUAAUUUUUCAAAACUACGUAGGUUGUUUUGGCGUGCCUAUUAUCAUUGUCAAUAUGAACAUAUUAGCCACCAACAGCUUUGUUUGACAAUCACUCCUUGCUACACAAAUACUUCAUCACAUGUAUAUAAUCAAUGAGUAAAUGAUAUACAUUAGGGUAAUCGUACAUUAUCUACUGGGAACAAGGAUAGGGUAGUGGAAACUACCAUAUCUCAGAUGGAGGCAAAACUUAGGCUUUGGAAACCAGGGACAGAGUAUUGAAAGAGCAGACACGUGACAUUGUCCGAUUAAUCUGGGAUGCAUCAGGCAAGGCAUUUUCAUUUGAGAUUGUGAAAUAUGAAUAUCACUGUACAACUCAUUAGUCAGAUCUCCUUUAUAAUGUUGUUCACAAUUUUGGGCACUUCAUUUAAAUUAGAUUAUGUAGAAAAGGGCUACUAGGAGAUCAAGAGACUGAAGAGCCUCCUUUAUGAGAGGAGAUUUAAAACUCAUAAAAGACCCUGUACAGUACUUAAGUGCAUUUAUAACUUAAGUAUGUAACUAUUUCCAGUGACUUCACAGCUACUAAGGGCUUUCCAAGGAUUGGGGUAUUAAUCACCUGUUGAUUUUGUAAAUGUGUAUUAGAACAUAAAUUAGUUAAGCUUUUUUACCUCUCUCUGAAAUAACCUGGAUAGGUUUUGUGACUCGUUUGGAAUCCUCAGACCUUCCACAUCUCUACGAACCCCUUCGUUUCUCUCAUAGCAGUGCUGAUUAACUGAGAACAUUGUGCCUUACCAUUUAUACGCUGCUUGGCUGUCUUGCCACACAAAAGCCAGGAUACUCGAAUCAAUGUGUGAAAUGGAAGCACUUGGGGUCUGGUUUUCAGAAAUGAAGAGCAUCCACAACUCCCGUUGAAGCUGCUAGGGGUUUCAAAUGUUGCCUCUGAAAUCCAGACUUCACUUCUAAGGUACUUUUUUUUGUGGAAGAAGUUACUGAGCCUGACAUAGCAAGUUAUCAUCCAUAAAAAUUAGUUGUCUAAGUAUUUUUAAUUCCCUACACCACAUGUAAGGAAUAUGGCAACUAUUGAGCUGAGCUCCCUAUGUAAUCAAGGGCGGGGAAGACAAGAUUUUAAGAGCAGCCACUACACAACCUACACAAUUUUUUGACCUCUUUCAUGCAUGUUGAAUACUUUAUCUCCUAUUUUCUAAAGCAGCCUGCAAAAAUAUAGCUAAACUAGGUUCUUAAUACUUUGAAUGGGUUGUUUUUGCCCUGCUAUCACGGAGCAAGGUAGGACAAAACUAUACCACCUUAGUAUGCUCUACAAAACUGUCCUUUUGAACAGCAACUUCCACUUCGCCUGUAGAGAAAGGACAUGGGAUACUUUACCUCUGUGCCUAAAGGCAACAUCUGCAUAUCCUGGAAACACCAUCUGUUACUCUCUCUCUUUGCCCUCAGAUCCCCUGGAAAUGUUGCAGCUAAGGCCUAUGAUUCAUAGUGCCUAUGAUUCUUGACAGUAAAUAUUAAGAGUUUGACAUCAGUGAUGUCUUUCCUUAACAGUAUUUUUAAUGAUUAUCCUUCAUUUUCCAUUGAGUGUGUGUUUUGUUUAUUUGUUUUAACAGAAAUUGCAUAUCUUUAAAGUCACCUCAGAUAACUGGGUUUACACUCAACCCUCCUACAUAUACAACAGGAUGGGACUGAGCAAUUUUAAUGAAUAAUAUUUCAUUUAUUUAUUUUUAUUUGUAAUUUGUGCAAAGUAGAUUUUGUGUAUGGGCAAAUAAAUGUACGUGAUAUUUUUUUCCAAGGCUUAUUCACAACAGUUGCUCAGACUUCAGCAUGUACUCCAUCUCUGCAAAGGGUGUGGCAUACAAAGCCAAAGGAAACUGUUGCUGAUUUCCUUUUUUUUUUCUUCAUUCCUUGUGCCAAACUGCCAGGAAUUUUGGACUAGUCAGCUGAAGGAUCAGGCACAAUUUAUGAAUCUGUAGCAAGUAAUUCUGUCUCAAGGUCAGUUGUAAACAGUACUCUACCUGUUCCUCAUCUCAGAGGGGAAUGUUGGUCGUUGGAGACUUAAGAACAAACUCACCUCCAAUGUAAGGCCCUAGGUAGACAUUAUGUGUCUUGCAUGUUACAUGCAAGUAUUGCAUAAGGCAGCGUAACCUGCCAACUGGCCACGUUACAAUGAUCACGAGAUAAUUCUGCACCACAAAGAAAUUGUUUCAGCAAACAGUUUCUCUGGGGCUGGUCUGCCAUUUUUAUUGAGGGUUAAUCUGUUUUAAUGUCUGGCAUGUUAUGAUUUGUUGUGCAAUACUCUCAUGUAACACACCACUUGUAACAUUUGCCUGGGGCCUAAGUGAGUGCUAUAAAAUGUCACCUUCUUACAUUAGUAGUGAAUUUGGACUUUGAUCUUUCAGUCCCCUUCUUGUGUAAGGGAAGUCUAAAUGCUAUGUAGAAAUUACACUUGCAAGUAAAACUUCUCUCUUUUCUCAGUCCUGAGUGCCAUUUUUAUUAACCAAAGCAUUCAAAGACCCUGAUUUAAAAUUAAUUCAGUGGCUGAAAAUAGGUAUUUGAGAAACUGAAAUCUUUGAGGGCUCCAUAGUACAAAUUAUGAUUUGGUCCAGGAAAAGGCCUGGUCCACAAAGAGAGCUACUCACAUCCAUGAAGAGCUAUGCAGCUGCCUGAGGUGGAAAGGAGACAGGACUCGCACCUUUUUCUCUGAGCAUCUAGGACAUUUUUUUUUAGCCUGAGGGUAGUAUGAAGACAGGGAGAAAGUGAUAGGAAUGGGGUCCCAGCUUACCAUCCUGGGUAAACUGGUUCCGGGAAGGAGGCUUGCUGAGAAGGUAAGUUCUUCUUUUUGCCCUAUAUGUAUACAUAGGUAUAAAGGGUUUUCAUAGAUUCAUAGAUGCUAGGGUUGGGAGGGACCUCAAUAGAUCAUCGAGUCCGACCCCCUGCAUAGGCAGGAAAGAGUGCUGGGUUCAGAUGACCCCAGCUAGAUGCUUAUCUAACCUCCUCUUGAAAGGAGGGAUGGGUCUCCAUCUCUUUUACAUUAUCCAUCAGCCAUUAUAUAUGAAUCUUGAGCUAGUUAAACCCCUGAACUCUUACCUUGGGGCUGACAAAUCCUAGGGUCUUAGUAGUAUAUGAAGGGAAAGGAGCCCCUUCAAAAUGAGUGUAAGGAUGAUGGUCCUGAAGCACAGGUGCGCUGCAGAGGUCCUCAGCAUCAUCCCACAGAUACUGGGAAUCCUAAGAAUGGUAUUUGACUCAGUCCACGUGCUGUACUUUUUCUAGCAGUAAGAGUUUCUUGAAUGCUUUCAUAACAGUAUGUUUAAACUUUUUCUAAGGUGUUCAGUGUCAACUCCUCUCACUUGCUAAUGCUGGGACUGCCAAUAAGGCUGCACGUUUUUGCUGAAUGCUAUCAGAAAGCCCCUUCAGGUUAAACUGGGCGAUAAGUGACUGAGGAACACACAGCUGCUGAAGUAAAUGCCUCGCAAAUUAAUUUUAAUAGCAUUCAGGAACAUGACUCCAUUAGAACAGACAAUUAAUGAUGUUUCUAUUAUGGGUCAGAUGCAGCUAAAAGUUAAAUGCACAUUUUUUUUUGGUAUUAUGGUUGAUGUCCAAAAUAACAAGAACUUGCUUUUCAUGUAUUUUGUCUUUGUGAAUUGUUAGUUUACAUUUUGGUCGCUCAUUUGUCUAAAUCUUAUAUUUUGAGUGUAUGCAAAGGAAUAUUUUUGUGAGGGUGUUUUGCCCCUUGUUAAAACUGUGAACUAUAUUUUUACAUGGCUUUCACUUCUGGAACAUUUUCAGUUAUUUAAGUCAUUAUUUCCUGCUUCUUGGAUUGUAAGUCUUAAAGAGUGCUUUCUAACAACUGCAGAGUAAUUUUGUAUUUAUUUUUGUGAAUAAAAUGUUUAUUGUUGAAGUUAUAUCUA
Alligator mississippiensis (American alligator) is the source of this 9857-nucleotide messenger RNA. RefSeq names its product leptin receptor (gene LEPR). Gene Ontology annotation, molecular function: cytokine receptor activity; protein binding. Gene Ontology annotation, biological process: cytokine-mediated signaling pathway. The coding region runs from base 96 to 3566 and encodes 1156 amino acids. The record is from RefSeq and is a predicted model, not a curated record. Gene Ontology annotation, cellular component: external side of plasma membrane; membrane. The transcript has 19 exons. NCBI's taxonomy places the organism in Eukaryota, Metazoa, Chordata, Crocodylia, Alligatoridae.